This is a messenger RNA of Diaporthe batatas, 2311 nucleotides long. RefSeq lists its product as uncharacterized. Lineage: Eukaryota; Fungi; Ascomycota; Sordariomycetes; Diaporthales; Diaporthaceae. The record is from RefSeq and is a predicted model, not a curated record. The transcript has 2 exons. Bases 83 to 2311 code for a protein of 742 amino acids.
CAGGCACCCAAGUCGGACUCAUCACAGCCAGCACGAAAACGUUACGCUUAUUGGAAACCGUCACAAUUCUUCCACACCCAAGAUGUCAGGCCGCAGCUCCCUCUCCGGACAGCCAAGCACUACCGCGCCCGCGAUAGACGAUGACACGGUUGACGAGGGAUCCAUUUGCCACGAGUGCAGACAGGUGGAUUGGGAAGGCCUUCCCGUCUUGGCUGAAAGUCAGUCGCGAAAAAAAAGAUUUGGUGAGGUGCAGAGCAUUACUAUACGUACCAUAGAGACAAAUCAUGAGCAAGUAGCCUCUGGCACCUCAACCUGCAAAACCUGUCGCAUUCUCUCGAUCCUCCAGCCCGAGGCUCUUGGCACGGCCCCAUGGGUUGUUUUAGCUCAGAGACUAUUGGAGUCUGGUGGUUUUUAUGCGCCGGAGCUUAAGGGGAAACGUGGUGAGACGGUCACAGCACUAUUCGGACGGCCCAGAGCCGAAACUUCCCACUACGGCUACAGAUUGAAUGGCAUUGUAGCCAUCAAACGAAAGGACUCGGCCUCAAAAAUGAUCAUACCGAAAUCAAUCAACUACAAUAGGCUGAAGCUACUAAUACGAGAGUGCUCGGAGCAUCAUAAUUCAGACUGCAAUCGUAAGGCGCUCAACCAACUGACUGGCCUCAAGGUAGUCGACAUCUCGUCACGGGCCGUGGUCGAGGCGCCAGGCGGGUGCCAAUAUGUAGCACUGUCAUAUGUCUGGGGCAAACAGCAGGUUCACAGCCAAGAAAUGGAUUUAAACCGGCCCCCUCCGUUGAUUGAAGAUGCCGUCUCAGUCACUUCGUCAUUGGGGUAUCGAUAUCUCUGGAUUGAUAAAUAUUGUAUCCCACAGAAUGACUUUCAAGAGAGGUCUCGCAUGAUAAGCCAAAUGGACCAGGUUUAUUCAUCUGCUUCGAUCACAAUUAUCGACGCCUCUGGAGAGGACGCCCAAAGUGGCCUACCAGGAGUUUCCAACUUCGCGUUUCGGUCGCAACGACGACUUCACAUUGGGAACACUACCUUGUUAGAAUUACCCUCCGGUGCGCGUGACCUGAGGAGAAGCAAGUGGGCAACCCGAGGCUGGACCUACCAAGAGGGGAUUCUUUCCCCACGGCGUCUCAUCUUCACCCCCAAUCAGGUCCUCUAUCUCUGUGCUUGGAAUCACGCAGAGGAGUCUCUGUACUGCUUGCUUGGGAGGGACAGUCGGGACUUCAACACUUCGCCUCUCCGCAAUCUCAUCAUCGUCUCAUCCGACCCUGGGCACAGAAUCAUGACCGAGCACCCGGAUAUAAUUCGCCAGUUGAUGGAGUACAGCGCAAGAGACCUGACAGAUCAGGGCGACUCGCUAAAUGCUUUCCUUGGGAUUCUCAAUUUCCAUACCAACUGGCAGAGUUCAACCUCAACGACACCACAGAUUCUGCAUAUCCCAUGGGGUGUGGUCGCUCAACAUAUCGGACAGAACGAGCUUCGUCUUCAUCUCACCUGGCACCACCCAGCCCCUGCACAAAGACGGCCUCAAUUUCCCAGCUGGACGUGGGCGGGGUGGGGUGGGCCCCUGCUGUUUAAGGGGACAGGAAUCGUGCUCCUAAGACCUGGGAGGAAAUCGUUAGUCCCACGUCAUCUCACAUGGGAGUUAUCCUGGGACACAAAGCCUGAGUACCGCACGCCUGGCAACAUAUGGGAUCUCGCGGACCACGUGCGGAGGUCGUGGCCUUCGAAAACAGGCUACCCGUUACAGCAGCCAGCCCUUGUAAACCACCAAAUGAAGGUCACCUGUCUGGUUGUUGCCGUGAGUUUUGAGAAGGUGUCGGUUCCGAGAGACCAGCGUGGCAAGAGAACUGAGAUCCACGUCGCAGACGGGCAGUCUGGCAAUGGUGCCGAUGUUGUCCACAUCAUGCGAAUGCGUCCUCCACCAGAGACUCCUGCACCUGUGUUACCAAUCUGGAAUGAGGUCUACGUCGCGGCCGGAGCCCACCUAGACCAGCAGCCAGAGAGUCACGACCGCACCGUCGGCCUUGUGUUCGCGGAGAAACAUCCGGCCAAGAUCACCGGCUCGGUAACCAUUGGUUGUCUCCUCGCCCGGCAGGUGGGCCAGGGGGUAUUUGAACGAGUUGGGAUCAUCUACCACGUUCUGGAAUGCUACAAUGAACACACACCCUUUCGUGACGAGACUCUAUAUGGGGGCAUUUUCUUGGACAAGUCGGGUGGGGUUCUCGAUGAGGUUGAGGUUUCAAGAAGUGAAAUGGACGCGCCGUUUAAGGAUGUUGGUGAGAGGCAAACUAUCGUUCUGAUGUAG